Messenger RNA from Mytilus trossulus (common blue mussel), 755 nucleotides. Its product is annotated as 6-pyruvoyl tetrahydrobiopterin synthase-like. Gene Ontology annotation, molecular function: 6-pyruvoyltetrahydropterin synthase activity. The transcript has 2 exons. Gene Ontology annotation, cellular component: mitochondrion. The record is from RefSeq and is a predicted model, not a curated record. The coding region runs from base 157 to 597 and encodes 146 amino acids. Gene Ontology annotation, biological process: tetrahydrobiopterin biosynthetic process. NCBI's taxonomy places the organism in Eukaryota, Metazoa, Mollusca, Bivalvia, Mytilida, Mytilidae.
GUUUAUGAUUAAGGGGACACAACUGCAACAUUCAUGACAUUUAAAAUCGUAUGUUUUUGUUCCGGUUAUUGAUUGUACAGCUUACGACGAUACUACAAUUAAUGAAAUUACUGCUUGAACUACACGCACACACAAACGCAAUGAUUUAAAACUACAAUGGAAGGCUCACGACCUCAAGUGUACAUCACUCGUACAGAAUCGUUCAGCGCAUGUCACAGACUACACAGUAACAAACUUAGUGAUGAGGAAAACAAGAAACUAUUCGGGAAGUGUAAUAAUCCAAAUGGACACGGACACAAUUACAAGGUCGAGGUCACAGUCCGUGGUGGCGUCGACACAGUCAAUGGUAUGGUAUUGAAUCUCGUUACUUUGAAAGACUACAUGGAUCAAUGUAUAAUGAAGGUGCUAGACCAUAAAAAUAUAGACAAAGAUGUUUUAUAUUUCAAAGACAUUGUUAGUACCGCAGAGAAUAUUGUAGUGUUCAUAUGGAAACAGUUAGAAGAAGUAAUACCUAAAGACUUGUUAUAUGAAGUUAAGUUACAUGAAACGGAUAAAAACGUGGUCUAUUACAGAGGAGAAAUGUUUAAAAACAGAUAAAAACGUGGUUUGUUACAGAGGAGAAAUGUUUAAAAACGGAUAAAAACGUGGUCUAUUACAGAGGAGAAAUGUUUAAAAACGGAUAAAAACGUGGUUUACUGCAGAGGAGAAAUUUUUAAACGGGACAAUUCUCCUUAAACUGUAGAUUUAUAAAUAUA